Molecule: messenger RNA, 1100 nt
Organism: Telopea speciosissima
Lineage: Eukaryota; Viridiplantae; Streptophyta; Magnoliopsida; Proteales; Proteaceae
Product: vesicle-associated membrane protein 727
Exons: 6
Coding region: 165-887 (240 amino acids)
Biological process (GO): vesicle-mediated transport
Cellular component (GO): membrane
Source: RefSeq, a predicted model, not a curated record
UUUAUCUUUUAACGUCGAAAGUAAAACCCGAUGUUUUGCAGUUAAUCAAUCUACAGAGUCCAACUGCGAGAGUUUCUACGCUUCCCCGUUUUCUUAACCACGAAGUAUCAAAUAAGGGUUUCAGCUCUUGCGGAUCUUGGAAUAUUUGAAGCCAUAACUGAGCCAUGAGUCAAAGAGGAUUAAUAUAUAGUUUUGUUGCAAAGGGGACCAUUGUACUAGCGGAGCACACAUCAUUCUCUGGGAAUUUCAGCACUAUUGCAAUUCAGUGCUUGCAGAAACUGCCUUCAAAUAGCAAUAAAUACACCUACUCAUGUGAUGGUUACACAUUCAACUUCCUCAUUGAUAGUGGAUUUGUCUUCCUUGUUGUUGCUGAUGAAGCAGUUGGGAGGAGCAUGCCCUUCGUGCUUCUUGAGCGGGUGAAAGAUGAUUUUAAACAGCAGUAUGGUGCAAGCAUUGGCAGUGAUAGUACACACCCACUUGCUGAUGAUGACGAUGAUGAUUUAUUUGAAGACAGAUUUAGUAUUGCGUACAGUCUCGACAGAGAAUUUGGGCCCCGGCUUAAGGAGCAUAUGCAAUAUUGCAUGAGCCAUCCAGAAGAGAUAAGUAAGCUGUCCAAGCUGAAGGCUCAAAUAACAGAGGUCAAAGGGGUAAUGAUGGACAAUAUCGAAAAGGUGUUGGACCGUGGUGAAAAGAUUGAACUUCUGGUGGAUAAAACUGAAAACCUUCAGUUCCAGGCAGAUAGCUUUCAGAGGCAAGGCAGACAACUCCGGCGGAAGAUGUGGCUGCAAAAUCUCAGAUUCAAGCUGAUGGUUGGAGGAGCAAUUAUUGCACUCAUUAUUAUACUAUGGCUAAUGGUUUGCAGAGGAUUCACAUGUUCAAGGGCAUGAGAAAGAUAUGGUUGCUAUUACUUUUUCUUUUUUGUAUAUAUAGGAAAAAAUAAAUCUUGUAAAUGGAGAUUGACACUGAUAUGUAGGAAUUCUAUACUAUCUGGCUAUCUGCCCUGUUUUUGCCACUUUGUUGGACUGCUGAAAGGCUUUUUGGAUUCUGGUGGUAUCUGAAGUUCUCAGUGAUAUAAUUUGUUUGUGUAAAGAUAUUUGGUU